Aureobasidium pullulans EXF-150 is the source of this 6666-nucleotide messenger RNA. RefSeq names its product Not1-domain-containing protein. Gene Ontology annotation, molecular function: molecular adaptor activity. Gene Ontology annotation, biological process: nuclear-transcribed mRNA catabolic process, deadenylation-dependent decay. Gene Ontology annotation, cellular component: P-body; CCR4-NOT core complex. The coding region runs from base 1 to 6666 and encodes 2221 amino acids. NCBI's taxonomy places the organism in Eukaryota, Fungi, Ascomycota, Dothideomycetes, Dothideales, Saccotheciaceae. The transcript has 3 exons. The record is from RefSeq and is a predicted model, not a curated record.
AUGAGCUUCCCCUCGUCCAAUCACACGCAACAAUUCUCGAACAGCCACUCUUCGCAAGCACAGCAGUCGACCUCACGCGCCUCGAGGCCAGCACGCCGUGGGCUCCCUCCCAUCUCGACCCAGCCCCCAUCUGCUGCAAACUCGCCUGCGACGCGCCAUAUUCUUAGUCGCAACUCGUCCGCCUCGUCGACCUCGUCUGUGCUGUCGCCCACCCAGCAGCAGCAACAGCAGCAGCGCUCACUUCCCGGUGCCGUCACUUCGACUCCCACUUCGGCAACACUCCCGCAAGCUCCACAGUCAGGCGGAAGGAGAUUCGCCAGAGCCUCCCAACAACCACAGUCACUGUCAGCAUCGCCCAUCUCGGCUCACUCGUCGGGCGCGCCGUCUGGACAACUGACCAGCUUGGUCAUCACCCAGCUGAACAUUCUGCUGAGUACCUUGAAAGACGACAAGAAGUGGGAUACACAGGCCGAAAAGAUACAGAAGUUGGUGGAUGCGCACGGAAUGGACGUGUCGACAACAUAUUUCAGAAGGCUGCUGCAGAGCAAUGCUCCUCUGAUCUUCUCGUCAAACCAGAAUGCACAGCGCUCAGCAGCAGACAGCGGAAGCUAUCCGCUGCUCGUCGGCGAGAUGCAGAAACUGACGCGCCUGCCCUCGCAAGCGUCAAAGAUUGCCGAUGCUCUCGACACGAACACCGACGGCGACCUCUUUAAAGACUUUGAUCUGUCGACCUUCAUGGAUCACUUCAGACUGGACCCUACUGCAAAGGUCACUCUGGCGCUGGCCUGCAAGCUCCUCUCGAAGCAAGACAUUAAGACAAAGGCCGAUGCCAUCCUCAGCAACAACUACUCGCCCUUUCUAGAAGCCAUCGCAAACCCCACCGCCGCUGAUGACGUUUCCUCAUCCUUCCUCUCCAGCAUCCUCUUCCGCCUUAUCCUCGACCCACCCCGGCAAUGGAAUGACGAAGCCCAGAGACACCUUCUCAACAGCUUGAACGACCGUUUCACAAAGCUUCGCAUCUUACCCACAAGCGAAGUCAGUGCCUUCAUCGGCUUCAUGGAACUGAUUCCAAUCAGCACCGCCCUCGUCCGCCCCUUACAGAGGGAGGGCCCCCGGGCUACAACAACGAUCGAAAGCUGCAAAGAUGUCCUGGCUCGAGUCGACCAGAUCUCACCACACUUUGUUGCCGUUGCACUGGCGUACAUGCUCCUCUCAGACGAGUCAUACGAUAUCGGCGUUUUCGUUUCCGCCGUCCGCCAGCACCCCCAGGCACAGCAUCUCGAUUGGCAUGCCGUUGUAAAGACAUUCGACAUUAGCCUGAUGCGAAUCACCAAGCCGCAGUUCCUGGCCCUCUACAACGCGUUGCUCCCCAUUGCUCGCGAGACCGACUCGUUCGACAUUCAAUGCUUGUGGGGCGGUAUCUGGAGCGCUCCCAACGCUCAACUGUCCUUUGUCACCGCCUUCCUGUCAUGCUCGCCUCAAGAACUCGACGCCACUCAGAUCCCCCGUCUGCGUGCCGCCUUCUUCAUGGACGAAUUUGCCGAUGCCACCGAGGAGGUCAAGGCAUAUGCGCAAAAGGCCGUUAGCCACCCAAUGGUGUCAAUGGAGGCCACGAAAUUCCUCUUCACCGUAAUCUUCCAAUCACAAGACGCAUACAACCAGGCACAACACCUCGGCAUCCCGGAGACCGUUAUCAACGCAAACACCGACAUUUUUGUGUGUGCAGCCUCUGCCGUGGAAAAGCCAUGGGCAGCCUUACAGGAGAUGGCCCUUAACCAGCUCUUCCGCCCCUUCUUCCAUAAGACUCUCCCCAACUACGACUUUGUUCUCCACGCUCUUUGGAAGCACGACAAGUCUUGGCUGGCCAGUAAGCUGGUCGAGGCAUACAAUUCUGACCCAACCUUGCUGGCUGUCAUUUUCGAGCACGCUAGUCAACAUGCAUGGACCGACACCCUCCUUCUCAUCACUAAUGAAUUUGGGCUGGAUCUUGCUGCGUACGGUCAUGGCCAAGGCCAAGUCGAUCUGGAGGCAUGGGCCCAGGGCCACCUCGAAAUUUCACCUCAACAGCUCGCUGGAGCGAUCGUCACCUUUCUUAGGAUCAAAGCCGAAGACGAGCAGUCGGUCCAGCGAGAUAACCCACACCAAGUCGUGCCGUUGAAGGUCAAGACAGUUUAUGCCCUUCUUAACGUCAUUCACGGACACCUCAGUGAUGAAGAGAUCGGCGCCAUUCAACGUGUCUGUCUUCAGGUUUAUCCUCGCCUUAUCAACUACGGAUACAAGUUCGACCAUGCCAUCGACGCUAACGGCGAGAAUGGCAACUCUUUGUCUGAGGAUGCUGACGCUAAGAUGCAAGAACAAUACAAGAUGAUGUACUCUAAUGAAGUCGAUCCUCGUGGUAUGAUCGAGCGCCUCCAACACCUCAAAGAAUCUGAGGACUCCGCAGAUCAAGACCUGUUUGCAUGCAUGAUCCACGGCCUCUUUGACGAAUAUAACUGCUUCGGUGAAUACCCGUUGGAGGCACUUGCAACAACCGCUGUUUUGUUCGGCGGUAUCAUCAACUUUGGCGUGCUUUCUUCCCGUGUCACACUCGGUGUUGCGUUGUUCAUGGUUCUGGAUGCCGUCGCCGAGUACUCCCCCGAUGAUUCAAUGUACAAGUUUGGUCUCCAAGCUCUGCUUCACUUCAUCAACCGCCUUGAAGAAUGGCCUAGUUUCUGCAACCGUCUCAUCGCGAUCCCUCAUUUGCGUGGUACAGAGGUCUACACGAAGGCUGAGGAAGUCGUUCGCCGCCAACCUGGAGUGGAUAUCCGUGGAGACUUACAGCCCGAGCUCUCGCUCCCGAAUGGCAGUCUGGAAGACUUCGCUCUCGAAUCGCAGUACCCUCCUUUCCGAAGCAUUCAUGUCGAAGCACCCCUCAGACCUGAGCUUUACGAAGAGCCGGAUGAGGAAACUUCAGACAAGGUUAUGUUUGUCCUCAACAACGUCUCUAAGCGCAACAUUGAUGACAAGUUCCGUGAUCUGGAAGCUGCUCUUGAGGAGCGUCAUCACCAGUGGUUUGCCAACUACCUCGUCGAGGAUCUGGCCAAAGCGCAACCGAACUUCCAAAGUCUUUACUUGCAAAUCCUGACAAUGUUUGACGAAAAGCUGCUCUAUGCUGAGGUUCUGCGCGAAACCUACAACAGUCUUUCUAGGAUUCUGAACGCAGAAGCAACCAUGAACAACGCCCAAGAUCGUACAAACUUGAAGAACCUUGCUGCUUGGUUGGGUAUGCUCACCCUGGCUCGCGAUCAACCGAUCCUCCACCGCAACCUCUCCUUCAAGGAUCUUUUAAUCGAAGCCCACCAAACCCAACGUCUCCUGAUCGCAAUUCCAUUCACCUGUAAGGUUCUCUCUCAAGCCAAGGACUCGAAGGUAUUCCGACCCCCACAGCCAUGGUUGAUGGAGCUAGUCAGUUUCCUGGUUGAGCUCUAUGAUUUUGCUGAGCUCAAGCUCAACCUUAAGUUCGAGAUUGAGGUCUUGUGCAAGGAUUUGGGUCUUGAUCACAAGGCAGUUGAGCCUGCUUCGAUCAUUCGCACUCUACCCCUUCAUCAUGAAGGCGAGCUGCUUCAGCAAUAUCCUACUGACACCAUGGAUGGAUUUGGCGACAUGCAUCUCAUGUCUUUGUCCAAGAGGGCUCCAAGUGAACGCUUCUCUUCCCAGGAUGUCCUCAAGUCUUUGCCUGACCUUGGUGCUAUGCUCAAUUACCCCCCCUCGUCCGGCAGCAUCUCCCACGCUCAACUCAAGAGUAUCUUCCUUGACGCUGCCCAACGCGCCAUUACCGAGAUUAUUGCUCCGGUCGUCGAACGUUCGGUCACAAUUGCUGCCAUCUCUACAUCGCAGCUCGUCGAGAAGGACUUCGCCAUGGAAGCUGAUGUGGAUCGUAUGUGCUCGAGUGCUCAUAACGUGGUCAAGGCGCUCUCGGGAAGCCUCGCGCUUGUUACUUGCAAGGAGCCUCUUCGUAUGAGCAUCUCCAACAACAUUCGCAUACUGGCCUCACAAAACCUGCGUGAACCUCUCCCUGAGGGCUCUAUUCUCAUGUUUGUUAACGACAACCUCGACACAGUGUGUAAGCUUGUCGAAGACGCUGCGGAAUCGCAGUCAAUGGCAGAGAUCGAUGCACAGAUCCAAGAAGCCGUCGAGCGUCGCAAGAGACACGCCGCCGAGCAGCGUGCAAUCGAAGCUUUCAACUAUCCCGCUGUUAGCCGAUGGGCAUUCUUCAUUCCCGAGCCGUACAGGCAGGAUCCAGGUGGCUUGAAUCCACAGCAGUUGGCCAUCUACGAGGACUUUGGCCGUCAAAUGCGUGUGCCUGCUGCCCCUCACGCCAACGCAGUGCCGCAGGACAACACUCGCCAACUGCAGGAGCUCACUGAGAACUACUUGCCAAGCAUACCUACACCGGCCGAAAAUCCAGCCAUUCCAAGACAAGGACAACAGCAGCAACGGGUUGUGCCUUCUCAAGGCCAAACUAAUGGUUACAUGACGACUGAGGUUAUCAUUGGACACGUUUUCGAAGCUCUGGCCGAUCUCCAGCGCGUUGCUCAUGAGGCACCCGAAGAGCACAUUGGAGAGAUUGGUCCCGCCUCGCCCGUUCGUGAGGCGUAUGCACAGUUGAUGCGUAUGAUCGAGAGCUCUCCUGAAAAGGAGCAGUUGGCUCUGGCUACUGUCCAGAGAGCGACUUUGUUUGCCUACACAAAGUCUGAGACUCGUCUUGAGAUUGAAGUCUUUGUCGAAGUCUUGAACCACCUCUGUCUGAUCUCAGUCACCACAGCUCGCAACUUGACUAUCUAUCUGCAGUCCAUUAACGAUGACAAGGUUUACAACGGUCCAGUCACUGUGUGCCUGCUCAAGACAGGCUUGCUCGACAUCCAUCACGUCGACUUGCAAACAUCUCAGGCAAUCAUGCAAAAGAAGACAGUCGCUGUCGAAUUCCUUGGCGCUCUCAUUGACGAGCUGAUACUUAGCGAGCACCCAGCCGCUCUUCGCGCAGACUUUGUUCUUUCCUUUGGCGCACUUGGCCAGUGGCUCUCCGAGGACCCCAGUGUGGAGAUGGGCAAAGACAUUGUUAAGAAGCUACAAGACGUGUCCAAUGGUGCACCACCACCCAGUCCUCCCGCAUCCGAUAAGCAGGAUCAGCUCGAAUACGUUUUUGAAGAGUGGGUGCGCCUUCAAAGACCCGAAGUCCCUGAACGCUACAUGGUGGCAUUCAUUCAGCAACUGCAGAGUCGUAGCCUACUCAGCAAUCAGGAAGAAUUCGCCUCGUUCUUGCGUGUCUGCAUCGAGAUGUCGCUCGACUGUUUUGAACGCGAGGCACUCACCUAUGGCAGCCUGGACCAUGCUUACAUCCAUGUCGACGCUCUUGCCAAGCUGAUUGCUUCGCUUGUAGCAUAUCAAAGUGAUGGCGAAGGCGUCCUCUCGGGUAGCAAGACCGAUUACCUCAAGGCCAUCCUUGGUCUUCUCGUUCUGGUCAUGAACCACCACGGAACGACUCGCCCUGAUGAACGCUUCAAUGACAGAAUCUUUUUCAGACUCAUGUCUAGUCUGCUAUGUGAGCUAGCCGCCUUUAGAGUACAACUCGGCGACGAAUACCAGGAUCUCAUCCUUGUCUUUGGCAAGGCUUCCCUGGCUCUGCAGCCUAGGUUCUUCCCCCUUUUCACGUUCUCAUGGCUGGCUCUGAUCAGUCAUCGUAUGUUUGUGCCUGAGGUCAUGAGAUCGGCUGACAGAAAGGGAUGGGACGUCUACCUACAGAUCCUUCAAGUCCUCUUUAGCUUCCUUGGUGACUUGGUUAGCACUCAAGAGAUCUCUAUGCACGCAGCAGAAUUCUACCGCGGCGUGUUGAGAGUCCUUCUCAUCCUUCAGCACGAUUUCCCAGAGUUCCUCACCGAGAACCAUAUGCGCCUCAACAGCAGCGUCCCUGCAGGCCUGCUUCAGUUGCAAAAUGUUAUCAACUGCGCAUACCCUUCGUCCUUCCAGGAGCUCCCUGAUCCGUUCACCCCAGGUCUCAAGAUGAACCGUCUUGAACAGAUUCGCCAGAUGCCAGACCUCCGUGGCGGAUUUGAAGACGUCUUGUCUGAUGCAGGGCUCGACGCUGCUAUCGACAACUUGCUUAAAGGCAAGGACAUCAAGGAUGAUGAUAUCAAGACCGUCAUCAGUGCUAUCGACAACGAAGGCCAACCUGAUGCCCUCGUUGCCAAUGCUUUGAUCUUGCAGAUUGGCAACACCGCUACCGCAGGAUCUUCGGUAUUUUCACCAUCCGCAACCCCUGCCAAAGUGAUUGAGCGUUUGUUGCAUGAAUCGCGCCAUGAAGUGCGAUACCAACUCCUUAGCGCCAUUACCAACCAGGUGCGCUACCCUAACGCGCACACCCACUAUUUCUCGACCGCGUUACUUCACCUUUUCACAGUCAGCUCGGAAGACCUUCAACAGCAGGUCGCCAGAGUACUGGUUGAGCGUGUCAUGUCCGCAAGACCUCAUCCUUGGGGACUGCUUGUAACCGUCUUGGAGCUUGUCAAGAACAACUCCUACAACAUCUGGGAGCUUGGCUGGAUGAAGGCCGCUCCUGAGGUUGAGAGAAUGAUGCUGAAUGUUGCCCACAGCUCAGGACUCGCACAGAGCCCGCGUGCCAUGACCUAG